UUAUAUCGUCAGUUCGAUAACAAAUAGAAGAGAAUCGAAAUUUAAAAAUGGCGACAGUCACGAAAAGCCGGUAGGCGUCUCGAUGGUUCUCGUCGUCGGUGCCGUCUGCAAAGCGCUUUGUCACAAACGUGACGCACAAUGUAGCAUCCGGAAAUAAUAAGGAUAAUCGCUAUUUGACGUGCGUUAAUCGCAAAACGCGCAACGUCAACACUCAGCGGUCAACAUCCUAACCUCGCCAAUUUACCAGAAGAGUCCCCUCGCUUUAUGCCGCGGAUAUUUGCAUAUGACAUCACUUUAUGUGCUAGAUAUGCGCUGAAAGAGUCACGCAACCAGUUGCUCCACACUUUCCAAGCUUGAGGGAGAUGUGAAAUACAAGAGAGAUCUCGCACCAUGUGAAACUUACGAUAAACAAGAGACGAGAUUAGCGAGCAGUUGAAAUUCCUCCCAAAAUGAUCUCCCAAAUGUCGCAUGUGAUGACUCUCGCCAACAGCAUCAUAGGUGUAAGCGUCCUAGCGAUGCCGUUCUGCUUCAAGCAGUGCGGCAUCGUAUUGGCGAUCUUAGUGCUAUUACUAUGCAGCACCCUGUCGCGACUCGCCUGUCACUUCCUCGUCAAGUCUGCUGUAAUAUCGAGGAGACGUAACUUUGAGCUGUUAGCUUUCCACGCGUUCGGUCACAUGGGAAAAUUUCUGGUGGAACUUUUCAUUAUCGGCUUCCUCCUAGGCACAUGUAUCGCCUACUUUGUCGUGGUUGGUGAUCUGGGACCACAAAUAGUCAGCAAGAUGAUGAAUAAGACUCCGGGGGACAUUCGCACCAGUCUACUGAUUGUUACUGGUGUUCUCAUAGUUUUACCUCUAGGAUUACUACGAAAUAUUGAUAGUCUGUCUAGCAUUUGCACAGCUACUAUUGUCUUCUACCUCUGCCUUGUGCUAAAAGUAAUAGGUGAAUCAACUCAGCAUAUCUUUGCUGGAGACUGGUACGAUAGCAUCAAUUAUUGGAGACCAGGUGGUAUCCUGCAAUGCCUGCCGAUAUUUUCCAUGGCUCUGUUCUGUCAGACACAGCUAUUCGAGAUAUACGAAACCAUUCCGAAUGUAUCGUUAGAGAAGAUGAACGACGUUGUACGAGGAGCAUUAAAUAUAUGUACCGUUGUAUAUAUGUGCGUUGGCUUGUUCGGUUACAUUGCAUUCUGUACCCAACCGUUCACAGGGAAUAUCUUACUGAGUUUCGAGCCUAGCAUUACGUCCGAAUUGAUUAAGAUGGGAUUCGUGUUCUCGGUUGCAUUCAGCUUCCCUCUAGUCAUUUUUCCGUGUCGCGCGAGCUUGAAUUCCCUCUUGUUCCGACGGGUACACACCCACGAGCCGUCUAUCAAUUACCUGUCGGAAUCCAGAUUUCGCUGUCUCACUGUCGCUGUAGUCAGUAUUUCAUUGAUUAUCGGUAUUAUAGUGCCGAAUAUUGAGUUCGUUCUCGGUAUCGUGGGCUCGACAAUCGGGGUGAUGAUAUGCUUAAUAUUCCCGGCAGUAUUUUUCAUAUCUAUAAGUAGCAAAAACACCAAUGAAAGAUUAUUAGCUCAGGGUAUUUUAAUUGUCGGCGUUUGGAUCAUGGUUCUCGGCACGUAUGCCAAUUUGUACGCCAUGGAGAAGUCCACGAGCACGAAAUUGACGGCAACGAAUAAGCCACUCGUGCAAAUGAAUAAUCUACCGUUGAACAUAAUUAAGGACGAUUUGCAAAUCAUUCCAAACGCUCCCGAUAACUUGGAGCUCAUUCCGAGGGUGAAAGAAAAAAUGAAUCAAUUACCUGAGAUGAAAGUCCUCGAGAAAGUCCUCGAGAAAGCGUUGGAUAUGAAAGCGAAAGACGUUCGACAAGAACCACCGAUACCUGUCGAGCGUGUGAUUGUCACCGAAAAACCGAAUGCCGAGAAAUCUGAUAAAAUAGCAGCGGCAUCCGGUACCCUUUUACCUGAAAUAAAAGAGGUCGGGACUCUCAAGACAUUAAAUAAUGAAAACUCGGACGUACAGUCGCAGAUCGCUGAUGUCGUUAAGCUCGACGAGUCCGUCGUCACGUUGAAAGCGGAGGAGAAGAUCAAGAUGAUUGAGGAAAAAGAGCGAUCCGUAGACUCGCAGAAGAACGAUAAUCUUAUCAAUUUAGAUGCGAUAAAAAAGGAGGAAUCAGAGUUGGCGGCCGAUGGAGAUGUCGCUAACGCCAGAGCCGCGGAACGACAUGAGCAACUGAGAAAAACGUUGGAGAAACACAAGUUGGAGCAACGUCAAAUGAUGCAGGAGCAAAAAGAAAUACUGAAGGAUAUCAAGGAACAGAAGCAGGAGUUCGAGAGAGAGAAGCAAAGAAUGGCGAAAGACGAGAUACUAAAAAAAGUACAAAUUAACGUGAAAGAGGACAUUUUAGCGGAAGGCAGUUUGAGAGAAAACGACAGGAGAGUCGCGGAAAACAACGAAGUCAACAUCGACAAGAGUAACCGUAUCAAAGAGACUUUGGAAGACAAAGAAUGGAAUGCAGCAGACAAGGUGAAGCUGAGCGAAAAGCUGCAUACGCCUGACGAGAGGAACGACGUGAAGAUUGCGCUUGAAAAUAAAGAGAAGUCAGGGUCGCCGCGGGAGAUCUCUCGGAAUGCAAUCGCGGAAGCAGCGCAAAAAUCACCGGGAGAUGCAACGAUGAGUAAGUCUCUCCUCGUUGACAAAGAGACGGAUAACUUGGUAGCACCCGAGAGAUUAUCGAUACGUAAAGAAUCGCCGGUACAUAAUGACGAGACGAAAAUAGAAAGGAUAGAGUUUAACGAUUCGGAGAACAUAAAGGGUCCCGUCUUGAACCUCUUGUCGAAAGGAGCUCUACAGAAGUCGAUCGUGGAGGAGGAAAUCAGCAAUCGUCAGACGAAGAAGGAGCAGCGGGAAGUCCUCACGAACGAAGUUAUCGACGCGUCUGACAAAUUACAAGGGAACUACGAUGGCUCUCGCUUUUCCGUGCCUAUAGCGUUGAAAAUGAGCAAUCAAUCGAAGUCCUACAACGCGAUUGUUCCGUCGCAGAACAAGAGCGAGCCGCAGGUUCAGGCGAUACACAGGGACAUUCUGGAGAAUUACGAGCGUGAGAAGAGAGACAUCGGCGCAGAAGUGAAUUCGAGCGAUGCACCAGUCGCUCAUAGCGAACGUUCGACUGAAAGAUCCAAGUCUUUGCUGAAAGACAUAAACAAUAGGGAUUACGAGACCUGCUCGAAGUUACAGGCGAGUUCCGAGAAACCUGAGAUAGAGGAGUCAGAAAAAGGAACAACGAAAUCGGACAUAAUCGAGGAACAACUUUUGAUCAAGACAAACGUAUAUCCGUCCGAAAAGGGAGUGACGAAGAUAAUCUCGGUAGACCCGCGGAUUGCACUGAACGCGAAGCACACAAGCAUAAAACAGAGAGACUUGAAAGCUCUGAACUCCAAGGACAAUACGGAGAUCUAGAUAUGCAGUGGACGAAAACGACAGAAUUCGUACGGCAUAAUAUUAGACGAAUUUAUUUAUAAUAUGGAUGAGCCGAUCGCUGAUUUCUCUCUCUACCAGAGUCAUGUUAUAUAUUUUAUUUGUGUUUAAUAAUUGGAGUAUAAAUUAUCGAGUUUGACAUGAGAAAUUACCGUUAGAACUUGAUCUCGAAGUUUUAAGGCAGAUUUAUGAUAUAUACUUUACAGUACAUUUACGACUUGUAGAACAUGUAUAAAGACGAUUUUAUUUAUAGUAUUAAAUUAAUCAAAAUUCGCUUAUUUGUUUUUUUAGCACUAAUUUCUUCAUUUUUCUCUAUUUUGUCUGCUAGUAAAACGUAGAAAAAUGAACUUCUCGAUCAAUCUAAUAUACAAGUGCUGUACGUGUGUUUUUGUUAUAUAUUAUCUGUAUAAUAUUGACUGUAAAAAUUAUGCACGUAUUCGUUUAAGAAAUCUAGAUCAAGCUAAAUACAAAAUGUAUUUUUA
This is a messenger RNA of Harpegnathos saltator (Jerdon's jumping ant), 3949 nucleotides long. RefSeq names its product putative sodium-coupled neutral amino acid transporter 10. Gene Ontology annotation, molecular function: L-amino acid transmembrane transporter activity. The record is from RefSeq and is a predicted model, not a curated record. Lineage: Eukaryota; Metazoa; Arthropoda; Insecta; Hymenoptera; Formicidae. Bases 450 to 3449 code for a protein of 999 amino acids. Gene Ontology annotation, biological process: amino acid transmembrane transport. Gene Ontology annotation, cellular component: membrane. The transcript is spliced from 7 exons.